Oldenlandia corymbosa var. corymbosa is the source of this 162-nucleotide messenger RNA. The record is from the annotation of a GenBank genome assembly. NCBI's taxonomy places the organism in Eukaryota, Viridiplantae, Streptophyta, Magnoliopsida, Gentianales, Rubiaceae.
AUGGCACCUCCUCCUGGACCCUACUCCGGCACCAGCACCCUCGCCCUGGUGGCUCGUGUUUCUGCUUUCACUGUCGGAGCCGUUUACGGGAGCAUCAAGCUUAAAUAUCUUCGGGCAAAGGCCAAAUCUCAUCAGAAGGCCGAAGCCAAGGCACAUCACUGA